Molecule: messenger RNA, 1340 nt
Organism: Rhincodon typus (whale shark)
Lineage: Eukaryota; Metazoa; Chordata; Chondrichthyes; Orectolobiformes; Rhincodontidae
Gene: clpxa
Product: caseinolytic mitochondrial matrix peptidase chaperone subunit Xa
Exons: 9
Coding region: 99-1232 (377 amino acids)
Biological process (GO): proteolysis; protein catabolic process
Cellular component (GO): mitochondrial matrix
Molecular function (GO): ATP binding; ATP hydrolysis activity
Source: RefSeq, a predicted model, not a curated record
UAGAGUUAGAAAUCCGAAGACGAGAGGAUGAGUACAGAUUUACAAAGUUGCUGCAGAUUGCAGGCAUCAGUCCACACAGUAAUGCACUUGGAGCCUCCAUGCAACAGCAAGCAAGUCAGUCGAUUCCCCAAGAGAAGCGAGGAGGAGAGGUGCUUGACUCGACUCAUGAUGACAUUAAGUUGGAGAAAAGCAACAUUCUGCUACUUGGUCCCACAGGAUCAGGUAAGACCUUACUAGCGCAGACCCUUGCCCGAUGCCUAGAGGUUCCCUUUGCCAUUUGUGACUGUACUACCCUGACCCAAGCUGGAUAUGUAGGUGAAGAUAUUGAAUCAGUUGUGGCUAAGCUCUUACAGGAUGCCAAUUAUAACGUGGAUAAAGCUCAGCAAGGAAUAGUCUUCUUGGAUGAAGUAGACAAGAUUGGCAGCGUGCCAGGGAUUCAUCAACUACGUGAUGUGGGUGGUGAAGGUGUUCAGCAGGGGCUGUUGAAGCUGCUUGAGGGGACAAUUGUAAAUGUUCCAGAAAAAAAUUCAAGGAAAUUACGAGGAGAGACUGUUCAGGUGGAUACAACUAAUAUUUUAUUUGUGGCAUCUGGUGCUUUCAAUGGUCUGGAUAGGAUUAUCAGCAGGAGAAAGAAUGAAAAGUAUCUUGGAUUUGGCACCCCGUCUAAUCUUGGCAAGGGGAGAAGGGCAGCAGCUGCUGCUGAUUUAGCAAAUACAAGCGGUGACAAUAAUACUGUCCAGGAAUUAGAAGAAAAAGACAGGUUACUUCGCCACGUUGAGGCCCGGGACCUGAUAGAAUUUGGAAUGAUUCCAGAAUUUGUAGGACGUCUGCCUGUGAUAGUUCCACUACAUAGUUUAAAUGAGGACACAUUGGUGCGAAUUCUAACAGAACCUCGAAAUGCUGUAGUCCCACAGUAUCAGGCUUUGUUUAGUAUGGAUAAGUGUGAUCUUAAUGUAUCUGAGGAUGCCUUGAGAGCCAUAGCUCGACUUGCUCUGGAAAGGAAGACUGGUGCCCGGGGCCUUAGAUCGAUCAUGGAAAAGUUGCUAUUGGAGCCUAUGUUUGAAGUGCCAAAUUCAGACAUUGUAGCCGUAGAAGUGGACAAAGACAUUGUGGAUGGAAAGAAACCACCCGCAUAUAUACGAGCCCCGUCUAAGGAACCUGUUGAAGAAGAAUACGAUUCCGGUGUGGAAGAUGAUCGGUGGCAUCGCCAAGCAGAUGCAGCUAAUAAUUAAACAGCUAUAAUUUGGAGCAAUUUGUGCAAAAGAAAUGACCCUCAUACAAUACUGAAAGUAUUUUAUUUUAUUUAAUUUUAAAUGUGUUAUUAACCCAUUACUCUCACC